AUGUCACAAAACACUCGUGCGGGUCGUAGGAACGGUCUAGGUCGAAUUUGCAGUUCUAUACUUGGCAUCUGUACCCCCAAGAAGGAAAAAAAGGAAAAAACUACUCCUGUCAGGCCUCCAAGAAGCAACAGUGAACAGCGACCUCAUUUGACUUUGCAGCCUGCCCGUUCGAAUUUUAGUGAAGUUUUUCCCUCUCAAUUGCAGGACAGCACGACUCCUCAUGGUACUCCUGAAUUCAAGAGUCAUUCCUUUUUUAGAACCGACGUUGGUUCCUCAGCCAAUCAACAGCCUCCUGCCGCUCUCACCGGUCAUGUAGCUACUAUGGACACAAGUAAUGAUGCUUCCACUUCUGUGACGCAGCCCGACACAAUGAAGCAGGUUACUGAGGUUAGUUCUUCACCUUUGCCAUCCGAGACACUUCAAUCAAAUUCAAAUGAUAAAGUACAUAAUUCCUUCAUGCCGACAGAGUCACGAUUGGUCUCCAGUACUGUGAAAGUUAGUGACGUGCCUGAAUCCUUAAAACCGGCAUCUACUGCUGAGGAAUCUGUGAGCGAGGUAUUAAGCCCUGCUCCCAAUGCCAAUGAUCUUGGUGAAGAAAUGAUAAGCAAAGGAAGAAACCCUAGUAAAUUGAAUAAAGAACUUUCUGCUUCGAACUCGAUGAAAAUAGAAGGGACAUCUACUGAUCUUCCAGAGCAGCAAUCGACACGUUCUGUACCUCUUACCCCUGAAUCCGGUAAAAGUGUUGUUUCCGUGUCGGCUAAACAACCUAGGUCAUCGUUCUCAUCGCAUGAAACUGUUGUACCUAUACCUAUAGAGACACGGACGGAUAACAAUCAAAAAGCAAACAAUGAAAGUAUAACGAAAGACCAAUCCAAGCAUGAGCGUUCUUCUAGCUCGUCUACAAUAAAUGGAGUCAACAAUAACAAAGAUACAGAACAAUCUAAUCAAAUUGCUGCAGGUACUGAAAAUGACUCAAAAGCGAAACCAUUACGAAACGUUGAUGGUGUCAUUCAGGAAAAACCGGAUGAAAACUUUUCAUUACCAUAUGAACUUGAAGAAGAUGGGUCAUGGAAUGCUCCUCUUCCAUUUCCCAGUCCUCAUUGUCAUUUGACGCCUCAGUACCAAGACAAAGAUUUAACUGAAGGACAAAGGAAUAUGUAUAAAGAAGUAUUCAUUUACUGUAAUGAUUUAAAAGACAUUCCUGUUUCUUCAAAAUCCGAUAAAACAGAAGGCUUGUCGGAAGUUGAAAAAUACUUCCUAACUAAAGAAUGUAUUUUGAGAUUUUUGCGUGCUACAAAGUGGAACGCAAGUGCUACCAAAAAGCGCAUUUUAGAUACACUUGUAUGGCGUCGUCAAUUUGGUGUCAAUAAUAUGCAUCCUGAUGAGGUGCAGGAGGAAAAUGCCACCGGGAAGCAGGUUUUGUUGGGGUAUGAUAAAGAUGGUCGUCCUUGCUUGUACUUGUACCCUGGCAGGCAAAAUACAAAGACAUCACCUUUGCAGAUUCGACAUUUGGUGUAUUUCCUUGAAUGCGCCAUCGACUUGAUGCCACCAGGCGUGGAAACAUUGGCUUUAUUAAUUAACUUCAGGGAUUCUUCCUCUCGGUCUAAUCCAAGCGUUGGCCAGGGUAAGGAAGUCCUUAAUAUUCUUCAAACUCAUUAUUGUGAGCGUCUUGGUAAGGCAUUAGUUAUCAAUAUUCCCUGGGCGGUCUGGGGCUUUUUUAAAUUGAUUUCUCCGUUUAUAGAUCCAAUCACACGAGAGAAGCUCAAAUUUAAUGAACCUUUAGAUCGUUAUGUUCCUAUGGAUCAACUUGACACAAACUUUGGAGGCUCUUUAAAAUUCGAGUACUUUCAUGAAAAGUAUUGGCCUCAGAUUGUAGAAUUAUGUAAAAUCCGUCGUCAAAUUGGACUUGAAAGAUGGAGAAAAAUGGGUUCUAAAAUUGGUACUAGUGAAUGGGAUAUUAAAGGGGGAAAUGAUUAUAUUAAGGAUAUGAGAAGUUAUGUUCGUCCUGGAUUCAGUAUUCGUUCCGCUUCUCCGACAGUAGCUCCGACAGUGAACGAGGAAAAACAAGAGAAGCUUUUUACGAAUUACAAAGAAUCGGAUUCCAGUAAUCUAGAAUCUAGAAAUAUCAAUGGAGAGAAGGCUGAUUUCGGAGCUUAUCUGAAUAAUGAACGGCAACAAGUGCAGCAGAAACUUCAGGGGGCAGAUCAAGAUUUCAACCAUACUAGAAAGCUAUCUACGGCUAGUGAUGCUGGGUCAUUUGUAACUGCGGAUGGUAUGGAUUGA
Messenger RNA from Schizosaccharomyces cryophilus OY26, 2283 nucleotides. RefSeq names its product sec14 cytosolic factor family protein. The transcript has a single exon. Lineage: Eukaryota; Fungi; Ascomycota; Schizosaccharomycetes; Schizosaccharomycetales; Schizosaccharomycetaceae. Bases 1 to 2283 code for a protein of 760 amino acids. Gene Ontology annotation, molecular function: phosphatidylinositol transfer activity. The record is from RefSeq and is a predicted model, not a curated record.